This is a messenger RNA of Drosophila elegans, 1104 nucleotides long. Its product is annotated as regucalcin. Gene Ontology annotation, molecular function: gluconolactonase activity; calcium ion binding. The transcript is spliced from 3 exons. Bases 107 to 1018 code for a protein of 303 amino acids. NCBI's taxonomy places the organism in Eukaryota, Metazoa, Arthropoda, Insecta, Diptera, Drosophilidae. Gene Ontology annotation, biological process: L-ascorbic acid biosynthetic process. The record is from RefSeq and is a predicted model, not a curated record.
AUUUCGGGCGGAUCGGGUGAAAUUCAGUUUGAACGCGUCACUCGACGGAGCCGUGUCCAAGGAUUCUCUUUCUCUUUUGCCAUCCCAAGCAAAUACUUCGUUGAAGAUGUCGUACAAGGUUGAACCGCUGCCCGAUUCGUACGCCGGUCUGGGCGAGGGUCCCCACUGGGAUGUGGCCAGGCAGAGCCUGUACUACGUGGACUUGGAGGCCGGCAGCCUGCUGCGCUACGAUUACGGGCAGAACAAGGUCUACAAGGCGAAGAUCGAGGGCGAGACUUUGGCCGGAUUUGUGCUGCCGGUGGAGGGACGUCCACAGGAGUUCGCCGUGGGCUGUGGCCGCCGUGUGGUGAUCGUCAACUGGGAUGGCGUUUCCACCAGCGCCAAGGUGGUACGCACCCUGUUCGAGGUGCAGCCGCUGAUGGACAAGAACCGGCUGAACGAUGCCAAGGCUGAUCCGCGGGGUCGCUUCUUUGGCGGCACCAUGCGCUACAUUGGCGAUGAGUUCGAGUUCCGUCACGGCGAGCUGUACCGCUGGGAGGCCGGCGGCCAGACUUCGGUGAUCAAGGGCGAUGUGGGCAUCUCCAAUGGACUGGCCUGGGACGAGAAGGCCAAGAAGUUCUACUACAUCGACACCACCGACUACGAGGUGAAGUCGUACGACUACGACUUCGACACCGGCGUGGCCACCAAUCCCAAGGUGAUCUUCAACCUGCGCAAGAACAGUCCCAAGGACCAUUUGCUGCCCGAUGGACUGACCAUCGAUACCGAGGGCAAUCUCUAUGUGGCCACCUUCAAUGGCGCCACCAUCUUCAAGAUUAAUCCCAACACUGGCAAGAUCCUUUUGGAGAUCAAAUUCCCCACCAAACAAAUCACCUCCGCCGCCUUUGGUGGUCCCAACUUGGACAUCCUGUACGUGACCACCGCCGCCAAGUUCGAUCAGCCUGCUCCCGCUGGCACCACCUACAAGGUGACUGGCCUGAACGCCACCGGAUUCCCAGGCGUCAACUUGAAGGUCUAGGAGCUGCAAUCUCUAUACUUAGCCCACAGUAUAAUGUACCAAUCGAAUCCAAGUGCAAUUAUAUGUUAUACAUUUUAAACUUUUAA